Messenger RNA from Oenanthe melanoleuca, 7809 nucleotides. RefSeq names its product polycomb group ring finger 3 (gene PCGF3). The record is from RefSeq and is a predicted model, not a curated record. Gene Ontology annotation, cellular component: PRC1 complex. The coding region runs from base 1783 to 2511 and encodes 242 amino acids. NCBI's taxonomy places the organism in Eukaryota, Metazoa, Chordata, Aves, Passeriformes, Muscicapidae. Gene Ontology annotation, biological process: regulation of transcription by RNA polymerase II. The transcript is spliced from 11 exons.
CUUUGGAUCAAAACAACCACAUGCAGUGCAAGUUGGGGGCAGAGUGGCUGGAAAGCUUUCAGGGGAUGUUGGUGGACAGUGGCUGAACGUAAGCCAGGAUUGUGCCCAGGUGGCCAAGAAGGCCAAUGGCUCCUGACCUUUAUCAGCAAUAGUGUGGGCAGUGGGACCAGGGCAGUGAUUUUUCCCCCUGUAUUUGUCACUGGUGAGGCUAUACCUCAAGUUCUGUGUCCAAUUCUGGGAGCCUCACUACAGGAAUGACACUGAGGUGCUGGAGUAAGUCCAGACAAGAGCAGUGGAGUUGAUCUAGGGUAUAGAGCACAAGUCCAGUGAAAAGCAGCUGAGGGAGCUGAGGUUGUUUAGUCUGGAGGAAAGGAGGCUUGGGGAGACUCUCUCACUCUCCAUCUGAGAGGAGCUGUAGCCAUGUGUGGAUCAGUCUCUUCUCCUAGGUAGCAAGUGAUACAAGAAGAGGAAGUGGCCUCAAACUAUGCCAGGUGGGGUUUAGACUGGAUAUUCAGAAACAUUUCUGUGCUGAAACAGUGGUCAAGCAUCAAACCAGGCUGUCCAGGACAGUGUUGGAACCUGAAGGUAUUUAGAAGAUGUGUAGAUGGGGUACUAAGUGACAUGGUUUAGUGAUGUGCUUGGCUGAAUCUACAGUCAUAGUGCCAGCAAUUACAGUAAAGUGAGUGAGUGCUACUGACAAACCAGAGUGUAGAAGGGAUACAGGAGGAACUGACUGUUGGGGUGACCACGUGAAUCUGGAUGGGUGCCAGGGUCACAGCAGGAUCUGUAAGUCUCCAUCGUGAGACUGCUGGUGAAUGUGUUGUUUUAAUUUAUUUUUUCUGUUUUAGGGCAGUCCUGUGUAUUUGUGUGUUCGGUUACUAAGGUACAGCUACCUGCUUUACUGAAAGUAGAGUGCUGAUGCCAUCUAGUGGUGUUAGGACAUUCCCAGGAAUGAGAGAAACUGCUUGUGAGGAAUUCCACUGAGAUGAGGAAAAUUGCUGGCAUGAUUCUAAAAAAAGUACAUGGAUAUAUUUUCUGCCUUAGCAUGUAAUUAUUCUCUUGAAUUAAGUAAUAAAAAUAUGUACAUGUACUCAUAACAAGGCUUGCUACAGCAAAUUUAAAUCUUUUUUCUAUUUAUUUUUGCUCAACAGAAACGUUUGUUUCUAGUAGAUUCUUUUAUGAAACAGUAUUUUGCAAUAAAAGAGUUUUAUUGGAGCUUACAAUAUUUUAAAACUCAAUUUGAAAGAUAAAUUAUUUUCUGUUACUGCAUUUUGCUAAACCUAGCACAGACUUCUCACUGCUAGUGUUUGAAGUCACUGUGCUCUUUUCUAAGUUGCUUAUAUAUUGUUUCAAAGUAAAAGUUCAAUAUAUACAUCUGACAACAGUUGAAAUAAAAAACUUUGGCACCUGAAGCCAUAGCAGCCACAGUACUGUUUUCUUUGUUCUUCCGUCUGUUGAAAUUGUGUCCUGCAUCUUAAGUUGCUUACCUGAGGUAAUAUCCUCAUCCUUCUUCAGAAUACUGUACAGGCUGUAUUGACAUUUCUAGCAAUGGAAGUAGGACUAUGACUGCUUCUCCAGUUCUCUUGAAGUGAAUUUCUGACUGAUAAGUGUCUUGCCCUACAAUGGAAAAACUUGAAAAAGAAGAAGAUACUUUAUUUUAAGCUGGUCUCUGGAUGGCAGACUCUGAAAAGAAAUGCUGUUUUAAGAGGAAGCAAUUCAAGUUUUCUGCAAGUUUUCUGAGUAUUUAUGUUAUCUGACUGAACUGACAUCUUGACACCAAAGAUGCUAACAAGGAAGAUUAAGCUUUGGGACAUUAAUGCCCAUAUAACCUGUCGUCUGUGCAAUGGAUACCUGAUCGAUGCUACUACUGUAACAGAAUGCUUGCAUACUUUCUGUAGAAGCUGCCUAGUGAAAUAUUUGGAGGAAAACAACACCUGUCCAACGUGUAGGAUUGUUAUACAUCAGAGCCACCCAUUACAGUAUAUUGGUCAUGACAGAACAAUGCAAGAUAUUGUUUACAAACUUGUGCCAGGCCUCCAAGAAGCGGAAAUGAAAAAGCAAAGGGAGUUUUAUCACAAGCUGGGCAUGGAAGUUCCAGGAGACAUCAAAGGGGAGACAUGUUCUACAAAACAGCACCUAGAUUCUCAUCGAAAUGGUGAAACUAAAGCAGAUGAAAAUAUAAAUAAAGAAACUUCAGAAGAAAAGCAGGAAGAAGAUAAUGACUACCACCGAAGUGAUGAACAGGUAAGCAUCUGCUUGGAGUGCAAUAGCAGCAAACUGCGUGGAUUGAAACGAAAAUGGAUUCGUUGCUCUGCACAAGCAACAGUCUUACAUCUAAAGAAGUUCAUUGCCAAAAAGCUCAACCUUUCUUCUUUUAAUGAGCUGGAUAUAUUAUGCAAUGAAGAGAUUCUUGGCAAGGACCACACGCUCAAGUUUGUAGUUGUUACUAGAUGGAGAUUUAAGAAAGCACCUCUACUGCUACAUUAUAGACCCAAAAUGGACUUGCUGUAAGGGAACUUUAUUGUCCUUCUGGACAGAGCUUUUUGCAGAGACUAUCAUCUGGCACCUUCUUAGUGCAUCACUAAUCACAUGACACAAACCAGCUGAAUAAUUUUGGAAGACUGGAGGGCUUUCAUAGUGGACUGUCCUGAAUAUUUCUUCUAGGGAUGUGUUACCUAGACUUCUGGGCAGACAAUAUUUAUACUUUUUUUGUAUGGAAGAAAGAAGUUUCAACUCAGCAAGACACUACCAGCAUUAAGUUUACAGAUACUGAAAACACUUCACAGUUCCAUGUAGCUCAGCCUGAUUUGUCUCUUACAGUUAAAAAAAAAAAAAAAAAAAAAAAAGAGUGUUGUGGGGUGAUAUAAAUAUGUUGCUUUUGACACCAAGUUGCAUUUAGUUACUUCUCGCAUUCUAAAUCUUUAAAAACUAUAUUUUUGCAAAGUGUUAUUGUCUUAUAUAGUAUGCCUGAUUGCAUUGGCUUUAUUCAAGUUAUUCUGUAGUACAUUGAACAUGCCUGAUAAUACAGUGACUGGUGAUAAGUUAUUACACUGCAUUGACAACUUACGAAAAUCUGGGAAACCAAUAAAUUGUCAUUUUUGCCCAGUUACUGUUCUCCCUCACCUUGUGUUUUAAUAAAGUUUUGAUACUUCUGUAUACAUGUUAAUUUGGUAAGACUAAUAGAAAUAAUUUCAGUUGAUUAUGUGCUGUGAUAUAUAUUUUGCUAUGGUAUAAAUUGCACCACGUAAUGACAAAUACUCACAAGUGCUAGAUUUGUGAAUUUCUUAAAAAUAAACAUUUCUUAUGUAUUUGUGGCUUGCAGAAAUCAGUUUUUAAUUUAGAGAGAAUUUGCUAUCACUAGCUAUUGAAACAGUGGCUCUUGGACAACUUUGGGAGUAUUGCAGAUUUUUCAUUUCACUGAUCAAAACUUCCUCAGAUAUUAUGGGCAGCUUUAAAUUUCUUUAGGUGUUUUCUUAUGAAACCAUAGCAUUUUCCUUACUGCAAUUCUUAGCUUACAUAGGAUGGGAGGAAGGGGGAGUCAAGACAAGAUUAUUUUAGCACCUUUUGGCCUUAACUAGUAAUUUUGCUUGCAUCAGCCCUAAUGGAUGCAAGAUAAUACACAUUCAUGUAUGUAUGGGUGCAUACAUCUAUAUACACAUAUAACUAUGUAUGUUAUAGAAAGCACCCUCAAUGGCACUUAGCAGGGUUCACUGCACUUUUUGUAAGGCUUUUUGAAAUAAUUGGCUUUUAAAAUACAGUUGUUGAAAGUGAUUUCUGCAAGCUAUAUCCACUAUGUAUCAUCCAUAGUAUGAUUGUAAGAACAUUUGUCUGGCACAGUUGUGAAGUCACUGAAAGCAGUGUAUGCCCUAUUAUUGCCAGUUGGAAAUAGUUAACCUAAUUUUUGGAAGAGUUUUACUGUCAGCUGAAAAUGCUAGUUGCUAUUCCUGUUAUUAAACCCUGUUAUUUUUUGAUAAAUUGUCUUUUGAUAAGAAGGCCUGCUUCCUCUUGCUGUGCUCCAUUGCUGCUUCUGCUAGAAAGUGUUACUUGAUAACCAGAAGCUGAUACUGCAAGGGAUUUAUCUAAGCAUUUUAAAUAUUCUUUCUCUUGAGUUUUCAAAGUGCUGCAUUUCUCAGCAUACUUCCCUUAAUUUCCCUCUCUGGAGUCUUCAGUUCUCCUUUCCCAGCUCUGCUGCUGCUUGUACUUACCUUUGACAACAGGGCUCCUUAUUUUUCAUUACAGUCACAGAUGUGAGUAGGAAGGAAAUUUAAAAAAAAAAAAAAAGAAAGUAAGCAGAGAAUGAAAGGAAUCCUCCUGAACUGUGGAGGUGGAAAGGAGAGCCACACAAAGGCCAGAACAUGCUGCUGUCCUUGCAGGUGAAAGUCUAAGAUAGCUGCAUUUGAAUGUUUAGGUUAACAAAGAACUCUACAUCUGGUUCUUGUGUGGUGUUGUGUGUGUGCAUGUCUGUGAUUCAUGGAACCAAAUUUGGCUCUGAUUUUGUCUUGCUGUUUGUGUAUUUUCAGCUUUUUUUCUGUCUUUAGCAUUACUUGAUCUGGCAGAAAAAAACAAAUGAAAUUGUGUCUACCGUUUUUAAAAACUGUUGAUUAAAGCAGUGAAUGCAGGUGGUAUGGAUGUGUACACAAGCUGAUAUACUGGGCCUCUCUGGAGCUGUUUCUUAUGUGUUUGUUACUGUUCUAGUGUAAGUAAGAGGCUGGCUUUGCCACUGAGGCACUGAGAAUAUGGACAGGACUGUAAGGGUCCCUGCUCUGUGCACCCAGAGUAUACACACAGUGGCUGCACCUGAUGUAGACAUAAAACUAAAGCUGCCAGACAGCAUUCUGAUUAAUCACCUUAAUCAGAACAUAUAUAUAUAUAUAUAUAUACACAAACAUAAAUAUAUAUACAUAUACACAUAUAAAUGAGAUCUGUCUACCUCAAAUGUGUGUACUGCAGAAAAUUUUUGUAUGACUAGAUAUUGACGCAGUGCUGUUAAAAGUACAUUGGGAUUUCAUUGCUUCCUUGUGUACUUGAGCAACUGAGAAAUUAAUUACGAACACAAAUUCAGAAGCCUUUCAAAUCUAUCUCUUGCUGUAACAACUUACAAUACAAAACUUAUAAGUUUAUAACCAUCUUUAGAAUCACUUGAAUUUGUUAUGGUGCUAUCGGUAUAUAGAAAACUGUUUAUAUGGAUACAUAAAUUCAAGCCAGUAUUAAUAUCUAUAGCUGGGGUUUUUGCUUGUAAUUGUGUGUAACUGCUUUUGCAAUGUGUUUAAUCUGAUAAAAGUGCACCAGUAAAAAAACAAACAAACAAAAAACAACAAAAACAAACAAAGAAAACCAAACAAAAAACCCCCAAACCAACAAAAAGCCCCAAAGUUACUCAGUUGUUUUUCUGAAUCACAUGUGAUAACAUCUUCACUACAAAAAUUGUCCUUGGGAGUGGUGUGACUGUGUCUGUACCAUAUGUUAGUCUCACUAAAAGACUACAAUAUAGAGCAAGGUCUUCUUUGGGUCAGAGCCUUGUUUAAUUUCUGUGACACUUAAGAGACAAUUUAAAUCAAGAUUAUAUUGGGUAAAGUAACCCUGGUACUGUUCAAAGUUGUACUAAAAUUUGGGCUUGGCCAUAGAUAUUUCUUAGUCCUGGUGAGAUCAUGGUAGUUUACUUUGGCUUUUGUGAAGAUGCCAUUACUGUGAAGUUGUUUUUACAAUUUCUUACGCUGGUAAAUAGUUGCAGUAAGGAAGUAUCUUGUUGCAUUAUCCUCAGCAGCAAUGAGACUGUUGAAUCACCCGGGCUUAGAGUCUCAUUAAGUAUACUUUCAUUAAAAAUAAAGAAUUCAGAUAGAAUAUAUAAUACUGAAUUUAAAUAAGAUUUGGGGGUUUAAAUUUUAACUUUAUAAAAUUAUUUAUUCUAUUUUAAGCCUUCUGUCUUAUUUUACCAUCCAAGUAUUUUUGGUUUCAGUGGUCCAGCUUUAUUUACGGGCAUAUAAAAUGAAAUUGUAAGAUGUUUUUACAAGCUUCUUCCUUUUACAUUGAGUUUGAGUAGCUUUCAUCUGUAUGUUUUUGUUUUGUAUGGAUAAAGAGCAUUACUUAUGCUUUUGUGCAAUAGGUUUGAAACAUGCAUUUAUUAGGCUUAUGUUUAAAUUGUAAAUGUAGCAUCUACUUACCAUUACAUUUAAAAGGAAUGUAGAUGGCUUUUCUCACUUGUUCCAAUGGAGUUUUAUUUGGGGCUGUUAUUUGGGGGUGGGUGUGUGUGUUUUAUGCCUGUUCCAUUUUUUAUUUUAAGAGUGAAAUGGGGGAUUUAAAAUUUCUGUAAGUACAAGAACUAUAUGUCAGCAAUAUUUUAAAAUAAAUGAUCUUGCAAGAAACCUUAAUGUGAAUUGUGGAAGCAAUCAACAAGACUUGCAGCCUAUCUGAAAAUGUUUUGUGCCAUUGUUAAGUCUGGUAUAUUUGUGUACCAUCACACCUGGGAAUACUUAUUUCUAUUGGUUGUGCAAUAGUAUACACAACAUUGUCACUCAGGAGAAAUGGGACCAUAAAAAAUAUCAGACUACAACUAUGAUGGUGCUAUUUUUUCCAAUAGGCUAUGAGCCUUUGAAAGCUUAUCUGGCUCUUAUUGUCUUUAUAACAACGCAGUCCUAGGGGAUUUACAGAUUUUUUUUUUUUUUUUCUACUAGAUGAUAAAUAUAACUUGCUAUUUUACAGCAUUCUGAAUAUUACAUUGAGAUAAAUAUAAUAGGAAAAAGCCAACCAGUCUGUACAUCAGUGAGAUGAAUCUUAGGUACACAUUUUGUACAGAAGGCUUUACUGAACAGAAAAAUCAAAUUUCUGCUUUUCCUCAGGUAAUCACUUCAGUUUGGAUGUUUCACUGAAAACAUUAAUGCAACUUCAGUUAGUCUGUCUAAAGUUGGUAACAGGGAAAGAAAUUGUUCCACACAUAAGUCUCCCUACAUAAAAUAUAAUUAGAUGUUACUUGGGUCUUGAUCUGUUUUUGAAGAAAAAGCUGCAGAGAACAACAUUAAAGAAUGUGGAACAAUGUUUCAAUCUCUGCCCUAAUCAAAACUUGCAGUCAGGAUAAAAAUUACCUAGGAACUUGGGUCUUGUGGCAAGUCAACAGGUAAUGUUUUACCUGUUUAUUUAUAUACAAAUUAAAGAUAUGAUUCUACUAUUUGCUCUGUAUUUUAUCCUACUUAAGAGUUUUUUGGAAAUCUUUUGAAGCCACGAUGACCUGUCUAUAUCCUGGUGAUAGGGUAGGAACGAAAUGUCCAAUUCUGUGAACAUUUACAUUGGUAACUUUACUAAUAAUCUGAGUGGUUCCACCAGUGGGAUCAUUCAUUCAAACAGUGGUAUGGCUGAAGGAAGAACUCCUGAGUUUUGAAUACUGAUACUCCACUAUUUUUGUUAUUUCUGUUUGAAACUGAAAGUAUUGGUUUGAUAGAAUCUUUAAUUCAAGUGACUUAUCUGGACAAAUGGAACGUUUGUUCUUUCCUUCUGCAAACAGGAUCAUUUUGCAGUUAAGGGACAAUUAGCCAGUGCAACCACUAAGCCUUUUAUCCUCAUAUGUGGCAUAAUAAAGAUUCUGGAACUGUCAGAGUGUAAAACCAUAUUUUUGGCUUAGCUUCAUUUAAGAGUUUACAAUUUUUUAUGCUUUGUGUUGCUGUGUAAUUUCUGUACUACUGGUGGCUAGUUUUGUCUGAAUAAGCCUUUUGGGGAUUAAUGCUUAAUGUUUUGAUUUUAUGAUAGUGAAGCUUGUAUCCAGUGUUUUGCCAAUGAAUAUUAUAUGCUUGUUAAUAAAAGCAGAGAAACUAACUGAAA